Messenger RNA from Ceraceosorus bombacis, 1362 nucleotides. NCBI's taxonomy places the organism in Eukaryota, Fungi, Basidiomycota, Exobasidiomycetes, Ceraceosorales, Ceraceosoraceae. The record is from the annotation of a GenBank genome assembly.
AUGACGCGACACACGGUAUUGGUCAAGGCCAAGAAGAAAGCGAACGAAGAGGUGCCGGAGGAUUGGGAUGCGCAAGAUUCAGACUCGGAUUGCGCGUCUGGAUCUGGAUCAGGGUCUGAUGGAGGUGCGCAAGCCGGUGCUCGACUGAACGUGCGGCAUGAGCAUACGAGAUAUGCGGAUGGUGCGAGCGCAAGCGUCGAUGCUGGAGCUGUUGCUGGAAAGUUGCCUGCUGGGCCGGGGUCCGGCGGAGAGACGGGUAGAGUGCAGCCGCUGAAAGUUGACGUUGGGGCUGAGCCUAGGGCAGAAGCUGCUGGCCAGCACACCCAAUCCGCGCAAGCACCAACAUCAGCGCCUUCUCCUGCACGCUCUGAACAGAAGAUAAGAAUCUUGGCGGGUGGAGGUGGCUCAGCAUUAGCUGGCCUCACAUCAACAUCCACCAAAUUGCGAGGCAAUACUGGCAGCGUUGCUGCUCCAGCUGCUCCUGCUAGGUAUGCUGACGCGUGGGAUGAUGAGCAAGCGUAUCAGGUGGACGCGCACCUGAAUGCACCGGGCGGGUCAAGUGCACCUGCGCAGGCACGUGGGCCAGGAGACAUCAAUGGUGGAGCUGCAGAGUGGGCUUCGAAGGAAUGGAACGCUGCGUAAGUCGAAGUCCGAGUCCGCUCUUGAGGUUUGACUGUGCUCUUCCUGCACCUGAAUUGACGCUUCAUGUGCUCCCGCGACUCUGGUCUUAUCGUUGCGUGAUGAAGAAAUUCUCGAUUACCCACGCUGGCACCCACAUUGUCUUCGCGAGGCACACUUCCAUCCCUCUUGGGUCCCUCACUGAACACAUCAGACGUCUCGCGCCAACCUCCCAAGAUCCUCAGUCGACCAAAAGAUCAAUAUGGUAAUGUGUUGGGGCUCAGACAGGAUGAGGGAGGGAGCGGAGCAGCAAAGAAAAAGACGUUGAAGGAGAGAGAGGAAGAGUAUAGGGAAGCUAGAGACAGGAUAUUUGGAGCUGCUGCUGGUGGUACUCAGGAGCAUACGAAAGAGACACGUGGCUCUGCAUCCGCAUCUACAUCUGCAUCUGCUGCCUCUGCCAGUGCCGCUGUCUCAAGCACGGAAGUGAAACGCAACAUGGACAAAAAACGCGCUCCUAGACCGGCGCGCAAUCUCGAGGGACAGACACAAAGCCGAUCCCAUUCAGUGCCUUCCGAUGUGCAAGAAGCAGCAGCUCUCGGCUCGCAAAAGAAUAGGAUUUUGCACGCCGGUCAAGCUCAACCUCGUGCGCCACUGCCCUCAUCCGCAUCCGCAUCCUCCGGAUCAAUAGGAUUCAAAAAUCACAAUCGACAACCAGCACGAAAUAGAGCGGGAGCAGAACAAUAG